Messenger RNA from Neltuma alba, 880 nucleotides. Its product is annotated as 40S ribosomal protein S14. NCBI's taxonomy places the organism in Eukaryota, Viridiplantae, Streptophyta, Magnoliopsida, Fabales, Fabaceae. The transcript has 6 exons. The coding region runs from base 120 to 572 and encodes 150 amino acids. The record is from RefSeq and is a predicted model, not a curated record. Gene Ontology annotation, cellular component: ribosome. Gene Ontology annotation, molecular function: structural constituent of ribosome. Gene Ontology annotation, biological process: translation.
UCUUUUAUAUAGCGAAAGCAGGGGCCGGCUUCCUCUCCCACUUGGCCGGUUCUCAGAACGAGCAGGAGGAGCGACUCCGCAACCUUAACCCUAGCGUCCGACCUCAUUGUCUCGCAACCAUGUCAAGGAGAAAGGUAAGAGAGCCAAAGGAAGAGAAUGUCACCCUUGGCCCAACCGUAAGAGAUGGUGAACAUGUUUUCGGUGUAGCCCAUAUUUAUGCAUCAUUUAACGACACCUUCAUCCACGUGACUGAUUUGUCCGGGAGAGAAACGCUUGUCCGCAUCACUGGUGGAAUGAAGGUUAAAGCUGACAGGGAUGAGUCUUCCCCAUACGCUGCUAUGCUUGCUGCGCAGGAUGUAUCUUCUAGAUGCAAGGAACUUGGCAUCACUGCUCUUCAUAUCAAGCUCCGGGCCACUGGUGGAAACAAGACAAAAACUCCCGGUCCUGGUGCUCAGUCUGCUCUACGUGCCCUUGCUCGUUCUGGAAUGAAAAUUGGUCGCAUAGAGGAUGUGACUCCAAUUCCUUCUGAUAGCACUCGCAGAAAGGGUGGUAGGAGAGGUAGAAGGCUUUAAAGCGAAUCAUGGUAUAUGCUGGGGCCUGCUCUUCUCGUGGCUAUAUUGCUUUCUUUUACUUUCUAGACAGUAUUUUAUCAUGAUGAGGUUUAGGUUAAGUUGGACGUCAAUUUUGGAAUUAUAUUGAACUUCUCGACUAUUGUCUUGUCCAAGGAUUUUGCUUGAGUCAAUUAAAAUGUCAUAGUUGCAUACUUUUCCAAUUUCUGCGUAUUGCAUCAUUGAUAGGGUGGUUAUGACUGUUAUUGAAAGUUGGCUUGACGACGAUUUUUGCCUAAACUUAUCCAUCAUGAGGUUCAUUAUGAUCCGAU